This is a messenger RNA of Coregonus sp. 'balchen', 15308 nucleotides long. The record is from the annotation of a GenBank genome assembly. NCBI's taxonomy places the organism in Eukaryota, Metazoa, Chordata, Actinopteri, Salmoniformes, Salmonidae.
AUGGUGGGGCGUACAAGCAAUGGAACGCACGAUUAUGCAUGCGAUCCUGUUGCACCCGUUGCGGUCGGACAUAAGAGGGAAUCGGGCACGGUAAGUCAGCCAACCAACUAUGUACUACUUACCUAUAGCCUAAGUGUACUAUGACAAGAUGUCUGGACCUUUAUGGCACGAGAUAAUGGGCUUGGGCAAUCCUCAUGUUAGAAAUUAAGUAGGCUAUCAGGUAUUUUCUCCCAGGUUACUUUUUGUGGCUGUGGUGAGGUAAGCAUGGAUCAUGAAAUUCAACCCAAGACAACUAAAGUUGUCUCUGACUAUGAGAUGGUUUCCUAUAUGUUUUUGAACUUUUAUUUAAAGAUUAAAAGUCUAGGAGACUCUUACAUAAAGUGGUUGAAAGUGAGACUGAAAGAAAGAAAGAAAGAAAGUGAGAGGAUGCUCUAGGGUAGAGAGAAGUAAAGAUAGAGACAGGAGAGAGAAGUGUAAAGUUCAGCAAGAUCCACUUCCAUGUCCUGUUCCUGCUGCUUCAUAUAGAUAGAAUGUCUUCUCUAUUCCGUGUAUCAGUGUAAUUCAGUAGAAAACAGAUACUGUUCCUUGUAUAUUCUUAAAUGUGUCCUCUCCUCUCCUCCUUUCGCCAUAACAACUGAUCUCCAAAAGCACUGGAUAGGUGUCUUCUGCUGUAAAAGCCUUCUGCUUUCACCUAUCCUCAAAGAGGAAAGGGGACAAGAAACAGAAGCCGGUUAAGACUGUUGGGACACAGCACAGGGAGGAACCUCAAUGUGCAUGUAUCAUAUUACUUUCACCUAUAUUGUGUUUUCAGAGGAGAGGAGAGCAACUGUAGACUAUUGAGAUACAGCCUCCUAGACACUGAUGCUCAAUGCCAUACUUCACUGAUGGUCCAAGCCAGCUCAGCCAAUCCUUGUCCUCCAUGCAAAUGAGACAGUGGGAUCUGUGCUCUGAUUGGAGCUCUCUCUCAUUUUUGUCAUCGCCAUGGCUAGAGUUUGGAGGUGCUUGGCUGCUGGUCUGUGAGUGAGGGAUCACUCUGCCAAAGAGAGGAGGAGAGGGGGAGGAGAGAUGGAUGGAAGAGGUGGAAUAGAGGGAAGGAGAGAGGAGGGCAGAGUGGGUGGGGAUACACAGGGAAGUGAAGAGGGAGGGGACAAAGGCAGAGCGAGGAAGAGAGAAAUAGAGAGAGAGAGAGAGAGAGAGAGAGAGAGAGAGAGAGAGAGGGGGGGAUCAUCUCACUGAUGCUGAGUCACAGACAGGGGGUUCAGCCGCCGUAUCCCAUGAGCCUUUAGGGGAAACAUGGAGGAGCUCGAGCACACCUGCCCCCAUCCGCGCACGGUAGGGUGUGUUUGUGUGUGUUCGUGUGUGAAGGAGAGAAAGAGGGAGAGGCUGGCUAGUCUGCUUGUUGUUAUGAAACAGAUCCACUGUCUGUGUGUGUCAUUGCGGGAUGCUCUGAAUGCUGAAUGGACUGUGUGUGUCUGUGUGGAGGGUGGGAGGUUGGGUGUGUUUCGCAGUAUUGGCAGGGGUGUGUGUAUGUGUGGGUAUAGGCAGCCUGGCAUAGAUCUCCUGAUGAGGACACAAAAGCGCAAGGAUACAGAGGGGCGAUGCUAGCUCCAUGCCAGCUCCAUUCAGUCUCUCUUUCUCUCUCUGUCCUUGUCAUUCCCUUUUAUUCCCUGUGCCUCUCUCCUUCUCUUCAUCAUAUCUUCCUCUCUGUUCCCAUAUCCCUGUGCCUCUCUCCUUCUCUUCAUCAUAUCUUCCUCUCUGUUCCCAUAUCCCUGUGCCUCUCUCCUUCUCUUCAUCAUAUCUUCCUCUCUGUUCCCAUAUCCCUGUGCCUCGCUCCCUCUCUUUCUUUCCUCCCGUGUGCUACCAUCACAGCGUUCUGGUUGUUUUUUUAGCUGACGUUUUUAGUGUGUUUUUUUUGUUAGUUAAUCCUUCUUACACCAGAUGUUCUCUGCUUGCGCCAGUUUCAGGGCUUUAGUGAGCACAUUCGCUGCGGUCACUCUGAUCUGUCGAUCGUCCGAGGCCGCCGCCUGCCCUUUGUCCACACUGGGCUCCUCCCCCUUCUCACCUUGCAGUGGAUUGUGGGAGAAACGUUACCUCAGUGUGUCCUCCUCACUGUUCCUUUCUGCCCCAUCUGUUACUAUGGGGUUGGGAGCUCACAAGACCAUCUGAUGAUGUUAUGAUUUUAUCUCCACCUCCUUUCUGUUCUUCCUCAGCCCUUAUCCCAAUGGAAUAUGUACAGGUGGAACUGCCUUUAAAUAUUUAGUGUUAUGGAUGACAAAUGUAGACAAAAGUAUUAAUAAGAACAACGAUUCUUAUUUAAUCUAAGAUCCUAUCUAUCCCUAGAAAUCAAGAAACCUUGGUUUCUAUGUGGCCCUCUAGAGGAGACUGCGCUGUGUGUUUUGUGAUAAUGGUUACUGUUCAGUUGCACUCUCUCUCUCUCUCUCUCUUCCAAAUUUUGUUGUUAAACACAGCCUUAUUCUAAAAUGGAUUAAAUUGUUUUUUUCCCCUCAUCAAUCUAAACACAAUACCCCAUAAUGACAAAGCAAAAACAGUUUUUAGAUAUUUUUUGCAAAAAAAACAGAAAUACCUUAUUUACAUAAGCAUUCAGACCCUUUGCUAUGAGACUCUAAAUUGAGCUCAGGUGCAUCCUGUUUCCAUUGAUCAUGCUUGAGAUGUUUCUACAACUUGAUUGGAGUCCACCUGUGGUAAAUUCAAUUCAUUGGACAGGAUUUGGAAAGGCACACACCUGUCUAUAUAAGGUCCCACAGUUGACAGUGCAUGUCAGCAAAAACCAAGCCAUGACGUCGAAGGAAUUGUCCGUAGAGCCCAGAGACAAGAUUGUGUCGAGGCACAAAUCUGGGGAAGGGUACCAAAAACCCCCAGAAAUAUCACAUUUACGUAAGUAUGCAGACCCUUUACUCAGUACUUUGUUGAAGCACCUUUGGCAGUGAUUACAGCCUAGAGUCUUCUUGGGUAUGACACUACAAGCUUGGCACACCUGUAUUUGGGGAGUUUCUCCCAUUCUUCUCUGCAGAUCCUCUUAAGCUCUGUCAGGUUGGAUGGGGAGCGUUGCUGCACAGCUAUUUUCAGGUCUCUCCAGAUAUGUUAGAUCAGGUUUAAGUCCGGCCUCUGGCUGGGUCACUCAAGGACAUUCAGAGACUUGUCUCGAAGCCACUCCUGCGUUGUCUUGGCUGUGUGCUUAGGGUCAUUGUCCUGUUGAAAGGUGAACCUUUGCCCCAGUCUGUUAUGUGUUAGAUGUAAACUCUGUCUGUCUUCUCCAGUAGACCGCCCAGUACGUGUAUAUGCAGAUGGGAUAUUUGAUCAAGGAUCUCCCUGUGCUUUGCGCCAUUCAUCUUUGCCUCAAUCCUGACUAGUCUCCCAGUCCCUGCUGCUGAAAAACAUCCCCACAGCAUGAUGCUGCCACCCCCAUGCUUCAACAUAGGGAUGGUGCCAGGUUUCCUCCAGAUGUGAUGCUUGGCAUUCAGGUAAAAUAGUUAAAUAUUGGUUUCAUCAGACCAGAGAAUCUUGUUUCUCAUGGUCUGAGAGUCCUUUAGGUGCCUUUUGGCAAACUCCAAGCAGGCUGUCAUGUGCCUUUUACUGAGGAGUGGCUUCUGUCUGGCCACUCUACCAUAAAGGCCUGAUUGGUGGAGUGCUGCAGAGAUGGUUGUCCUUCUGGAAGGUUCUCCCAUCUCCACAGAGGAACUCUGGAGCUCUAUCAGAGGGACCAUAGGAUUCUUGGUCACCUCCCAGACCAAGGCCCUUCUCUCCCCGUUUGCUCAGUUUGGCCGGGCGACCAGCUCUAAGAAGAGUCUUGGUGGUUCUAAACUUCUUCUAUUUAAGAAUGAUGGAGGACACUGUAUUCUUGGGGACCUUCAAUGCUGCAGACAUUUUUGGUACCCUUCCCCAGAUCUGUGCCUCGACACAAUCCUGUCUCAAAGUUCUACGGACAAUUCCUUUGACCCCAUGGCUUGGUUUUUGCUCUGACAUGCACUGUCAACUGUGGGACCUUAUAUAGACAGGUGUGUGCCUUUCCAAAUCAUGUAUAAUCAAUUGAAUUUACCACAGGUGGACUCCAUUCAAGUUGUAGAAACAUCUCAAGGAUGAUCAAUGGAAACAGGAUGCACCUCAGCUCCAUUUCGAGUCUCAUAGCAAUGGGUCUGAAUACUUAUGUAAAUAAGGUAUUUCUGUUUUUUAUUUUUAAUACAUAUGCAAACAUUUCUAAAACCUGUUUUUGCUUUGUCAUUAUGGGAUAUUGUGUGUAGAUUGAUUAGGAUUUUUAUUUAUUUAAUCCAUUUCAGAAUAAGGCUGUCGUAACAAAAUGUUGAAAAAGUCAAGGGGUCUGAAUACUUUCCGAAUGCGCUGUAGUCUCCAUUAUGUCUCUCAGGUUUCUCGUGUGUUUGGGAGUGGAUCCAUGAAGUCACUGGGAACAGGAAGUCAUGCAUGUUCCAAUUCCUCUUUCUCUAUCCCUCUAGACAAAGAGAGAGAGAUGGAAAAUGAGGUGUUAGUAGGGGGAGGGAUGAAGUUCCAUUUUAGCCAGUAGCGGAUCAAUAGCACUGAGUGCUGCUUGUCCCCUCAUCAUGUAAUCAAUAGUUGUGAUAGAGAAUAGAUAUCAGCCCUGAUCAAUAAUCUAAUUACUGGAAUUAUGCCGGAGAGAGACAUGGGAUGACUAUCAAGAAGGGGACAUGAAUGUCAUUCAACUUUCCUUCUCUCCUCUCUUCCUCUGUCGCUUUCCCUCUCUGCAUCUCCUGUUCCUCUAUUCAUCCCCCUCUCAAAUUCUAUUUUUUCUGGUUUUGUCACAUUAUCUCACUCCUUUUCUUCCCUCUUUGACACGCUCUUCUAUCAUGUUGUGUCUCUGACACUCCAUACCAUUUUUUAUUUAUUUAUUUAACCUUUUUUUAACUAGGCAAGUCAGUUAAGAACAAAUUCUUAUUUACAAUGACGGCCUACAAAAAGGCAAAAAGCCUCCUGCGGGGACGUGGGCUGGGAUUAAAAAUAAAAAUAUAGGACAAUACACACAUCACGACAAGAGACACCACAACACUACAUAAAGAGAGACCUAAGACAAUAACAUAGCAUGGCAGCAACACAUGACAACAACAUGGUAGCAACACAACAUGGCAGCAGCACAACAUGGUACAAAUAUUAUUGGGCACAGACAACAGCACAAAGGCAAGAAGGUAGAGACAACAAUACAUCACGUGAAGCAGCCACAACUGUCAGUAAGAGUGUCCAUGAUUGAGUCUUUGAAUGAAGAGAUGGAGAUAAAAACUGGCCAGUUUGAGUGUUUUUUGCAGCUCAUUCCAGUCGCUAGCUGCAGCGAACUGAAGAGAGGAGCGACCCAGGGAUGUGUGUGCUUUGGGGACCUUUAACAGAAUGUGACUGGCAGAACGGGUGUUGUAUGUGGUGGAUGAGGGCUGCAGUAGGUAUCUCAGAUAGGGGGGAGUGAGCCCUAUAAAUAAGCAUCAACCAGUGGGUCUUGCGACGGGUAUACAGAGAUGACCAGUUUACAGAGGAGUAUAGAGUGCAGUGAUGUGUCCUAUAAGGAGCAUUGGUGGCAAAUCUGAUGUCCGAAUGGUAAAGAACAUUUAGCCGCUCGAGAGCACCCUAACCUGCCGAUCUAUAAAUUACGUCUCCGUAAUCUAGCAUGGGUAGGAUGGUCAUCUGAAUCAGGGUUAGUUUGGCAGCUGGGGUGAAAGAGGAGCGAUAUUAUGAUCGAGGAAACCAAGUCUAGAUUUAACCUUAGCCUGCAGCUUUGAUAUGUGCUGAGAGAAGGACAGUGUAUCGUCUAGCCAUACUCCCAAGAACUUGAAUGAGGUGACUUUUUUUUUUUUGUCAUUUAGCAGACGCUCUUAUCCAGAGCGACUUACAGGAGCAAUAGGGUUAAUGCCUUGCCCAGGGCACAUCGACAGAUUUUUUCACCUAGUCGGCUCGGGGAUUAGAACCAGCAACCUUUCGGUUACUGGCACAACGCUCUUACCCACUAAGCUACCUGCCGCCCUGUUUGUUGAAAGGAGUGAAAGAGUUUUGUAGGGGUUUGAAUUUGAUGCGUGCUGUUUUAGUAUGCCGUUGUUAGCGCCAUUAUGCUGAACCAAAAAAGUACUUAACAGUUAAAUCUCUCUCCUCCCUCUCUCAGAUGCUGACUGAGCCUGCUAUCUUUGCUAAGGACACCAGCUGUGAGUGCCACGCCCCUCAUGAGAGACUCUCCAUUGCUCAAGCCCGCAGAGGGACCCCAGGUAUACCUCCUCUCGUCCUCUGUUACACGGCACUCUUCAUCCCUCCUCUCAUCCUUAUUCUUCAUCCUCUCUUCCUCCCAUCCUCAGCAUCUUCACUCAUAGACGUCUCUUCUUCUUUUCCUCUCCUCCUCACAUUCACUCACUUUUCUGCUUCUCUCCUCUCCUGAUGGUGUUAUGUGUUAGAUGUAAACUCUGUCUGUCUUCUCCAGUAGACCGCCCAGUACGUGUAUAUGCAGAUGGGAUAUUUGAUCUGUUCCACUCCGGCCAUGCCAGAGCCCUGAUGCAGGCGAAGAACCUCUUCCCCAACGCAUACCUCAUAGUGGGAGGUAUGCACACAUACACACAUGUAGAUACAGUUGAAGUUGGAAGUUUACAUACACUUAGGUUGGAGUCAUUCAAACUAGUUUUUCAACCACUCCACACAUUUCUUGUUAACAAACUAUAGUUUUGGCAAGUCGGUUAGGACAUCUACUUUGUGCAUGACACAAGUAAUUUUUCCAGCAAUUGUUUACAGACAGAUUAUUUCACUUAUAAUUCACUGUAUCACAAUUCCAGUGGGUCAGAAGUUUACAUGCACUAAAUUGACUGUGCCUUUAAACAGCUUGGUAAAUUCCAGAAAAUGAUGUCAUGGCUUUAGAAGCUUCUGAUAGGCUAAUUGACAUAAUUUGAGUCAAUAGGAGGUGUACCUGUGGAUGUAUUUCAAGGCCUACCUUCAAACUCAGUGCCUCUUUGCUUGACAUCAUGGGAAAAUCUAAAGAAAUCAGCCAAGACCUCCACAAGUCUGGUUCAUCCUUGGGAGCAAUUUCCAAACGCCUGAAGGUACCACGUUAAUCUGUACAAACAAUAGUACGCAAGUAUAAACACUAUGGGACCACCAGCCGUCAUACCGCUCAGGAAGGAGACGCGUUCUGUCUCCUACAGAUGAACGUACUUUGGUGCGAAAAGUGCAAAUCAAUCCCAGAACAACAGCAAAGGACCUUGUGAAGAUGCUGGAGGAAACAGGUACAAAAGCAUCUAUAUCCACAGUAAAACGAGUCCUAUAUCGACAUAACCUGAAAGGUCGCUCAGCAAGGAAGAAGCCACUGCUCCAAAAUCGCCAUUAAAAAAAGCCAGACUAAGGUUUGCAACUGCACAUGGGGACAAAGAUCAUACUUUUUGGAGAAAAAUCCUCUGGUCUGAUGAAACAAAAAUAGAACUGUUUGGCCAUAAUGACCAUUAUGUUUGGAGGAAAAAGGGGGUCUCUUGCAAGUCGAAGAACACCAUCCCAACCGUGAAGCAAGGGGGUGGCAGCAUCAUGCUGUGGGGGUGCUUUGCUGUAGGAGGGACAGGUGCACUUCACAAAAUAGAUGGCAUCAUGAGGAAGGAAAAUUAUGUGGAUAUAUUGAAGCAACAUCUCAAGAGAUCAGUCAGGAAGUUAAAGCUUGGUCGCAAAUGGGUCUUCCAAAUGGACAAUGACCCCAAGUAUACUUCCAAAGUUCUGGCAAAAUGGCUUAAGGACAACAAAGUCAAGGUAUUGGAGUGGCCAUCACAAAGUCCUGACCUCAAUCCUAUAGAACAUUUGUGGGCAGAAAUGAAAAAGCGUGUGCGAGCAAGGAGGCCUACAAACCUGACUCAGUUACACCAGCUCUGUCAGGAGGAAUGGGCCAAAAUUCACCCAACUUAAAGUGUAUGUAAACUUCCGACUUCAACUGUAUGUACACAAAUACACACACACACAUGUGGUUAUAAUGACCCUUUAUAUGAAUAACUCAUACAUGUUUUGCUAUCUGUUUCUUUGUGCCUUUGUGACUAUGUUUCGUGUGUGUGUUUGUUUGUCUGUGUGCGUGUCAGUGUGUAGUGAUGAGCUGACCCAUAAGUAUAAGGGUUUCACUGUGAUGACGGAGGAUGAGAGGUACGAGGCUCUGAGACACUGUCGCUAUGUCGACGAAGUGGUCCGAGACGCACCAUGGACGCUCACACAGGACUUCCUGGAAAAGCACAAGGUGUGUGUUUGUCUAUUCCCAUCAAAGCUCUCUCUGUGUGUGUGUGUGUGUGUAUAGAGAGUAUAUAUGAUGCAGGCAUGUCUCUUUUCUGUGUGUCAGUUUAUCAGCAUGUGUUUUCAUUUUGUUUCUCCCAUGCUGUGUGUAGAGACUGUGUAGAGACUGUGUAGAGACUGUGUAGAGACUGUGUAGAGACUGUGUAUAGACUGUGUAUAGACUGUGUAUAGACUGUGUAGAGACUGUGUAUGGACUGUAGAGAUUGUGUACAUAUCGUGUAGAGAUUGUGUAUAUAUUGUGUAGAGAUUGCGUAGAGAUUGUGUAUAUAUUGGCUAUAGAUUGUGUAUAGAUUCUUGUCUUGUGUUCUGAUUGUUUCUCAGAUCGAUUUUGUGGCUCAUGAUGAUAUCCCAUACUCCUCAGCAGGAACUGAGGACGUCUACAAACACAUCAAGGAGGCAGGUGAGUGUGUGUGUGAAGCUGUAUUUAUGAUCCGUGUAUGCAUACAUGGACGAACACAUACAUGUUCGUCCAUGUAUGUAUUUAUAAUAUGUGUAUGUGUGUUCCAGGCAUGUUUGUGCCAACUCAGCGGACGGAGGGUAUCUCGACCUCUGACCUGAUCACUCGUAUUGUACGAGACUACGACCUCUACGCUAGACGCAAUCUACAGCGAGGCUACACCGCUAAAGAGCUCAAUGUCAGCUUCAUCAAUGUAAGUGUGUGUGUCUGUGUGGUGUCUACCUUCAAAAUAAUGUGUGUGCGUGUACUCUGUUCACUGGGAACGUAACUGAUGUCUUUCAACGAACACACACACAGACAGACAUACAGUAUGUUCUGUCUGUGUAUUUGUUGAGAGACAUACAGGUAACUGCCAAAAUAAAGGAAACGCCUGAGUAAAUGAGGAAUACAAAGUAUAUUGAAAGCAGGUGCUUGCACACAGGUGUGCAAUUAACAUCCCAUCAUGCUUAGGGUCAUGUAUAAAAAUGCUGAGCAGGCACUGUUGCCAAUUAUUUUGGCUACCAUGGCAAGAAGACGAGAUCUUGGUGACUUCGAAAGAGAGAUGAUUGUUUGGGGCACGUUUGGCAGGAGCUUCAGUGACGAAGACUGCUCAACUUUCUGAUGUUUCACGAUAUGCUAUGGCCGCCUCAGUCACCAGAUCUCAACUCAAUUGUACACUUAUGGGAGCUUCUGGAGCGGCGCCCGAGACAACUUUUUCCACUACCAUCAACAAAACACCAAAUUAUGGAAUUUCUUGUUGAACAAUGGUGUCACAUCCCUCCAAUAGAGUUCCAGACACUUGUAGAAUAUAUGCCAAGGCGCAUUGAAGCUGUUUUGGAUCGUGGUGGCCCAACGCCCUUUUAAGACACUAUGUUGGUGUUUUCUUUAUGUUGGCAGUUACCUGAAUGUCAGUUACGUUCCUACAACAUCCUACCACCUUUCUACAACCUUCCUCCAACCUCAGGAGAAGAAGUACCGCCUGCAGAACCAGGUGGACCGUAUGAAGGAGAAAGUGAAAACGGUGGAGGAGAAGAGUAAACACUUUGUCUACCGCGUGGAGGAGAAGAGCCAUGACCUCAUACAGAAGUGGGAGGAGAAAUCACGGGAGUUCAUCGGUAACUUCCUGGAACUGUUUGGCCCAGAUGGAACGUGGGUAAGCUAAAGCCUGUCUCUAAUGCUCCACUCAUGGACAUAUUACAAUCACUCAUCUGACAUUUCACUUCUUUGUUUGCAAAUCUGAUCUAUGAACCUAAACUGUGUUUAGCUUCUACCUCUAGCCUAGUCCUAGUCUUUGAAGUGAUAGUUCUCUCACAAACCUCUUUAUCUCUGUUUCUUAACAGAAACAGGUGUUUAGUGAGCGUAGUGGUCGGAUGAUCUCCUACGCCCUAUCACCCCACGGAUCACCUAGCAACAGUCCCCCCCGGCAACUUUCUCUGUCUCGUUCCCCGUCUCCCCCUUCUCGCUGGCUUCACCCCCGACCAGCCUCCCCUUCCUCACCCAAAGGGGCAUCCGCCUCUUUCAGUAGCAUGAGUGAGGAAGAUGAGAAUGAGAAAUAGGGGCCUGGACUGUGGGACAGACACCUGACACCACGCAUAUACACACGCCUAACAGCUGAUGCCAUGCAUACACACACACACACACACGCACACUUAAGACCACACACUCACAUACUGCCUGAAAGGUGCUGUCACACGCACACAUACACACACACACACACACACUCUCUCUCUCCGACAUCCCCUUCCACACACUGGCAGCAAUGACUGGAUGCUGAAGGAAGUUGUAGAUAUGCAAGACAUGGGAAAUGUAGUGUAGUGCUGUAGCACGAAGAAGCCAUCACAGUCUCUGUUGCCUGGGCAACGAAGCAGACGGGAGUGUAGAGAACAGAAGAUGAUGCGACAGACCUGUUUUCGAUUGCUCAGGUCUGACAGAGACGGUAAAUAAAAGAUUGCCUGUUGAUCAUAUCACUCCAUUUUAUGUCCUCCUUUUUCUCUAUCCUUUCUUUUUGUUUUUAAAUCUCAUGUUAUUGUCAUAUUUUAGAGAAAAACUAGGAUAAACAUGAUAGAUGCAAUUUUACAGCAAUCGUCUGCAGUGUGACUAUUUGCAUUGUGAUAUUACGUGAGUAGCAGGGUUGGGGUCAAUUCCAUUUUGAUUCCAGUCAAUUCAGAAAGUAAACCAAAUUCCAAUUUGAAAUGUUCCUAAUUGAAGAGAAUUGGAAUUUCAGUGUACUUUCUGAAUUGAUUGGAAUUUAAAUGGCCCCAACCCUGGUGAGUAGACCUACACCAUUACAGAACUCUCCAGAUAGAGACUGAAUUUAUAGACAAACAGACACAGUUCUCUAUACUAUACAGUAAGAGAAUAGUCUGUGUCUGCCCUAUGCAUUCUGUUUCUAACUGCAUCAUUCUGUAAUGUGGUGCAUACUGACUGUGGCCUAGUUUGUAGAUUUAACAGAGAAACACUGUCCUCUAGUGGAGUAAUAGUGUGACUGCAGCCUUCCUGGGAGACAAGAGGCCACUUUAGACUAUUGAGAUGCACCCCACUGAAUCACAAAUAAUUCUGUACCAGAUGAUUUUCCAUAGCUACUAGUCUCCCUAGGCAGAAGAGUUGCCUCCCACAGUGUUAACAAUGUUCCAGCAUAGGUCUGGGAUAUCCGAGACUACAUAGCGACUGCAUAAAUGAAUGGAUGUUACGUUUCAACAAUGUUAACACCAUGGAACUUAGUACGUGAUUGGUGAUUGCAUAACGAACAGAACACUUGUCCCUCCCCCCUCCCGCUUUCCCAAUAUGGCCGCCUGGCCGGCCUGUCUCUUGUAAACAGUGCUUUCAAUUGGAGAAACUGAUCUGUCAAUUUAUUUGCUUUUAGAAUGUACAAUUGUGACAGCUUAUUCAGAAGCCGUCCUUAUUAGAAAUGAGAGAGCAAAGGUUGUAUAGUACAGGGAUGGUCAGUGUCAUCCACAAAGGGCUGGUGUGGCCCUAGAAUCAGGUGGCUGGAAUAAAAGCUUGCACCCACACUGGCCCUUUGUGGAUAAGCUUGGCCCGCCCUGUUGUAGUAGAAUCAUUGUGCUCUCCUCUUGCUCUCUCGCCCAGCUAGUCACAUGACACACAACUGUUCUUCAACUUGAUGUCUCUCCCUAUGACACAUCAUAGGCCACAACUGUUCCACAGCGGAAACCCACGAGAUCACUUCCUACCACACACCUCCUGAUCCACCUUAGAGACGUUCUUGUCCCGUAUUCAUUAUAUGUAACCCUGCACUGUGUGUACAAGAUUGGGAAUGUGUCUUUCUGUUUGUAUGGUCUUAUUUUCUAAUGUAUAAUUCCUAAUGGCGUAAUAUGUAAAUAAAUAGAAAAUGAAAGUCAUUGAAAGAGAAGCAGCUUGGUGAUUGUUUCCUCUCAAUCUCUCUUUUUCCAACAGAUACAGACUUGGAUGCACGCAUGCAUAGAACAGACGUACAAUGUCCGUUUUUUGUUCUCUUUAUUGUAGGUUUGGAAAAUUGACAGUAGGUAUUGCAAGCUUGAUCUCAUGCUGAAUACCUCUAUAUUGUUGUAUUUCACCGUGUCUACUGUCUAAGCUAGCCGCUACUGUUCCACAUGUAUACAUACAAAAGUGACUGGUUUAUGAUAAGAUGGGCUGCAUACAUUUGCACAAUCUUUCUCUACAGGGAGGAGCUCAAACAAAGUGCACAGUCAUCUCCUUACAUCAGAGAUACAGUAAGGAUACAUGAGUAAUCACUUCACACCAGUUCAAUAUAUUACCAUACUGUAUAUACAAUAUAAGCUACUAACACCUUAGAGGUACAUAAAGGUAAGGAAGGAUUCACUACCUUAUCUACAGCUAAGCCUACUUGAACUCAUUUUAGGUGCCUCCUUGGCAGUGCUGGAAUGAGUUAGUUCAGGUUUUGCUGAAAACUGAGAAUGGAUGAUGUCAGCUGAUCUGAGCUCCAUGAUUGGUCCAAGUUUGGCCCACUUUUCAUAAACCAGCGAAUGAGGAUAACUAGAAACACAAACAAACAAGGUAAUAUUAUCCCAGAGUUAACUAAGACAAUUGAUCCUUAUUAGAGAGGCCUGAAUGAAAUGUAAUCCUCAUAUGAAGACAUUGAUGAAGAAAAACAAAGUAUGUGUAUACUGUAGCUUGUGACCUUUAAAAUCAAAAGAGGGCGGAAAGAGCCCUCAGAAAUAAUCAUCAUCCAGCUAAAAAAUUGAAGUAAAAAACAAAUGAUCAAAACACAACCCUGUUCCUAUGCAAAAUAACCCUUGUUCCAGGAAUACAAUAUAUUUGUUCCCUAAAGCGCCAUUAACAGGUCCAUACUCCGGCACAAACAAUGGAGUUUCAAAAUGGCCACUUUGUAACACCACUACAACACCCCAGAUUCUUCUGGACACUUAGAUACAAAUAUUAAUUUAAUCCAUUCCCUUCCAUCCUUGAAGAGCAUUAUUCACACACUUCAACCAAUGACAACCAUUACAUGUCUUAUUGGAAAACCAUUCAAAAUACUCCAGUUGAUGUUCAAGCUCGUUCAAUGUUCAGAAGACAGAAGGUUUAGUGAAUACCACAUUGUUAGCGAUAGUCUUGGUUAACGUGAGAAUGUUCAUAUUGCUUUGCAGGGUUGAUGGUGCCACAGGUGGACAAACAAGGCUAACAUAAUGUAGCCAUCUUUAGGAUUGGUAAUUUAGCCUUUGCAUGGUCUUAUCAGGGUGUGGAAGGAGCAGGGAGGGUUAACAGUAACACAUGUAAUGCUGGUGAGGUUUAUAAGCAAUAAACUACAUGAAAGACAAGGCUCACAUGGUGAACCAUCUGUAGUUAACAUUAGCGUCCUAAAAACAUCAUUUUCUUUGAGGCUCAGAUCAAUGCUUCCUAUAGAUUACCUCCUAAAUGCGGCACCAAUUUGUUCAAUAGAAACAACUUGAUGCCAGAGGUUUUUAGAAAGGGGGCAAGACUGCUAGGUGGGCUGUCUCUGACCUUUCAAAGGGUUCGGGAGGAUCAGUAUCGCUGGUUAAGAUCUGGGGGAAAGUUUGAGGAUGACUAUUUCACUAUGUUCUCCUGUCAAACCAACACGUCACAAUACAUUUAAAAUAUAAUAAAAACGAAAUCUCCCUUUUGGAAUGGAGUUGAAAUGAAACUAUAGCCAUCAGGGCAUUUGACAUGCAAUACUUUUUCUUUAACUCCUCAGAGUUCCAAGUCUCCCUCUCUUUCUGAGAUAAUGGAAUAAUAAAAAAGAUACAUCGGUUUGUUCCUGAUUCUUUCUGUAAUAUACAAUAUAACAUACGUAAUGCAUAAUAAUGAUCUGUAGUUAGUUUAAAGCUUGAUCCCAUCGUUCAUAUAGGCAUAGUUAUUCACUGCAACUAUUUUCUAUAACUUGGCAUUGGCGCGCGCCACUGUAACCGUACCAAUCGUAACUAUGACUACGGCCCACACUGACCCCAUUUGUGCCCAAUUAACCUCGUGCCAGUCGUGUCCCGGCUCGAAUUACUGGCGCCUACAGCCUGGUAACGGGGGUGGUCAGUGCUAUCUGGGAUCCUUGGGAUGUCCCUACCCUAAACCCUAUAUCCAGUCAGAUAAACACUCCAAACAGCCUACCCGACAACUCGGGGACGUCCGCAUGGUCCUAAAGGCUCGUUUUGUAUCACAUUCCAAUUAUAAAACUGGGGGGAAGAAAAUGCAAUUUCAGAAUCCCCAGUGAGAGUUGCGCCCCUGCCUUAACCCUUACCUAAACCAUUUUACAUUUAAACUUCAAAGGGGUAGGAACGUCUUUGGAUUCCUGAUAGCAGGGACCGUAAUAGGGUGGGACUGUUUGAAACUUAGGGGGUGUGGAUUUACCGAGUGACAUACUAAUCAAGUCAACUUCUAAGCGAAUCACACGACUAUGAGGCGUGGCUUUAAUUCGAGGCGGGAGAGGGUCCUCACUAGUUAACACAGCCACAAAGUCAUUAACCCUGCCUAUAUCUAAAAUGUCUCUUCUUAAAAAUGAGACCUUAAGCAAACUGCUAACCUUAUGCUUAACCCUAACCUUAAAUGAAGACCAAAAAGCUCAUUUUUGUAGACAAUGUUGACUUUGUUGCUGUGGAAUCUGACUUUGUGGCUAUGGAAGCUAGUAGAAACCGAGAGGGCGUGAGAGCCUGCCACAGUUUUAUUAGCUGGGACUUUGCAAAGUUGUAAAAAUCGUCAAUCAAAAUAAAUGUUCAAUUACAUAAACCAUAUUAUUUUUGGGAAGCCCAAUUGAUUCUGAUUUUGGGCAUAUAAAGUUAAUAUGUGAAAACUAUUUCCAAUAUGCGUACUUUCAGAUUUUCUGAACUCACUUCCUUGUUUAAAUCACUUGCGCUUUGAAGUCCACAAUGUAGCUGUGGUAGGUUCUAAGGGUUGCGCUAGAUGGUGAUGGACAGAGAUCAGCCAAUUAAAACAGACGGCUGUUUUCGCCGCUCCUGCCAUAGUCUCCCAUUCAAGUUCCAUUCUGAGGCGCUGUGAGACCAGACGGUUCGACAGAGAGUUCGGCUGGUGGACGAGAUUAGUGCCCAUUCAAAACUGUGUCCUCAAGGGAAAAAAGGAGGUCCUUUUCUCUGUCGGGUCUGAAACCCAAAUCCUCAGCCUGUCACAGCCUGCUGCUUUGUAG